AUGGCACUGACUAUUCACCAACUACAAGUCUCCAGAUGGAGAAAGGAAAAAAGUCAACGAAGAUACUGGGUCCGACCCUGGAUCGGAAGGAGAAGACAGUUUGGCUUGUAUGAUCAACUUCUUGUAGAGCUCCGCAACGAAGACCAGGCAGCCUUCAAAAAUUUCAUGCGAAUGCCACCAGAGAUGUUCGACGAACUGCUAACAAGAGUGGGCCCGAGUAUCACCAAACAGAAUACAACCUACAGAGAUGCCCUCAAUCCUGGCCUGAAGCUUGCUCUCACCCUUCGACAUCUUGCGUCUGGGACCAAGUAUCGCUCAAUGUCCUAUGGAUGGAGAAUCCCUCACAAUACCAUAUCCCUGCUCAUCCCAGAAGUGUGCCAGGCCAUCAUCGAAGAGUACAAGGGUGAGAUGAUGAAGUGCCCCACAACUCCCAAUGAGUGGCGUGCCAUAUCUGACCAGUUCAUGGAGAAGUGGAACUUCCCCCAUACCUGUGGUGCACUCGAUGGAAAGCAUGUCAGCUGCAAAUGUCCUCCAAACAGUGGUUCUCUUUACUAUAACUACAAAGGAUUCUACUCCGUUGUCCUCAUGGCGCUCGUAGAUGCUGAUUAUCGCUUCAUCUGGGUAGACAUUGGUGGUAUGGGAUCGGCAUCAGACGCUCAGAUCUACAAUGCUUCUGAGCUGAGAGAAUGUGUUGAAGAUGGCAGUUUAGGCCUUCCGGAUCCAGAUCCUCUUCCCAACGACAACCAGGAUGGACCAUACUUUUUCGUCGGCGACGAUGCAUUCGCUCUACGCCCUAACAUGAUGAAGCCGUACAGUCUUAGAGGUAUGACGCAGUCGGAGCGCAUCUUCAAUUAUCGGCUUUCCCAAGCCAGAAGGGUUGUCGAAAAUGCAUUCGGCAUUCUUUCCAACAGGUUUCAAGUUCUCCUGACCACAAUGCAGCAGCAGCCAGCUACCGUCAAGCUCAUUGUCACGGCAUGCAUCAUCCUCCACAACUUGAUGAGGACAAGGUACCCAGGUAUGCAGAACCAGCAGCUUGACCGUGCCGAGAACCUUGGUCAUGACUACGUCCCAGGAGCAUGGAGAUCAUGCCUUAACAUGCAAGACACCAUCUCUGUCGCUGGCAGCAAUACCUCCAGCAGGGAAGGAAAAAGGCAGAGGAAUCUUAUCAAGCACUGGGUCAACUCCGAAGCCGGUGCCGUUCCAUGGCAGGACAAAAUGAUAUAG
Molecule: messenger RNA, 1224 nt
Organism: Lytechinus pictus (painted urchin)
Lineage: Eukaryota; Metazoa; Echinodermata; Echinoidea; Temnopleuroida; Toxopneustidae
Exons: 1
Coding region: 1-1224 (407 amino acids)
Source: RefSeq, a predicted model, not a curated record